AUGGAAGAGGAGGAAAUCGUGACGGAGCGUGUUACAAUCAUUUUCGAACUCAACUUCGAAAAUGUAAUAAAUCCCGUGCCCGCGAAGACUUUCGAAGUUCGAAUUGCGAAGGACUGCGCCUUAGGCCAAGUUAUCGACACUUUUUGCUGGAUGCAUAAACUGCCGAAAGAAAAUUACCGAUUUCGCUAUCUCGGUGGUCCUAUCAAAUCGAUGGAUACACCAAUUAGUCUUGGAAUAGAAGAAGGUGAUUUCAUCGAUAUCUUCCGAAAACAACAGGGGAGCACGGCUGGACUCGUUUUCAAAAACUUCCACUUAGCGCUUCAGAUACUUUUUAGACGAAUCCGUCACUGCCAAAUACUUACUAACGGUUUCCCAGUGCUGAUAUGA
Molecule: messenger RNA, 387 nt
Organism: Oikopleura dioica
Lineage: Eukaryota; Metazoa; Chordata; Appendicularia; Copelata; Oikopleuridae
Source: the annotation of a GenBank genome assembly